GUUGAUGACGGAAUGGGCGAGGCUUGAGUUUAUCUUGUUAUUGUAAAUUCUUUUAAUUUUAACAAUUUUUCUAUAAAAACAUGUAUAAAUAGGAAGGGAGUAUUUUUUAAAGGUUUAGAGGUUUUUAUUAAAAGUUAUUUCUUAAGCAAAAAAUGAAGAAUAUAUUGUUACUGUUAGCAGUAACGAGUUGCGGUUACGGGAAACUGGAUCCUUAUAACCAGAACUUCCCGCCGCAACAAUUUCCUUCUGAUAAUACGCAGAACGGCACAUAUCGUUCUAAUCCUCAAAUACCGUACGGCAAUCAAGAUUACCAGCAGUCACAAAGUACGUUUUAUAACGAAGGUUUCGACUCUGACCCCUAUCGCGAUGGUGACAAUGAAGUGGACCCGCAGAACACUGCUAGUUACUACGCAGGUUUAGACUACGAGGAGAGGUACAAAUGUCCUCCCAAUUGGAUUCGAUUUAGAGAAUCUUGUUACCGCUUCACGAAGUCUCCCAACCGGCCGAGGAACGACGCCCGGAAGAUCUGCCAAGCUUACGAAUCAGACUUAGUGGCAGUGAAUACUCCUGAGGAACAUGGAUUUAUCAUUACUACUCUAAUGAAAAUAGAUCCUCAAAAGGGUUCCUGGUAUGUUGGAGCGCAUCAACAGUCACCUGGAUACUGGUCUAAUGAUUUAGAUGGUUCUCAGCUGUCAGGUCUUGAAAAUGCUUUUUUUGAAGAUGUCACAUCCAUUUACAACAGCUACAAUUUGCUGCCCCGCGAUUACUUAGUAUACAAGUUCUCACAACAUGAUGGUCGCUGGGGUCUAUCUGCUGUAGAAGGUACUCAAUAUUAUCAUUUUAUUUGUGAAGGGCAGCCUCAAAGGUUAAAGUUUCUAAUAGAGGAUACUAGAUCCUUUACCUAUGGCUUAGAUGUUUAUGAUCCAGAGAGAAUUCCGAGGGGACCUUAUUUUACAAAAGAGCCAGUAGACACAAUAUAUGACCCUCUCCGCAGCAAUUUUGUGCAGCUGACUUGUGUUGCUGGAGGAUAUCCCACACCUGUUUAUAAGUGGUUCAGGGAAGACUACCAAGUUGACAGCCCUGUAUUUACUGAAAUCAACCCCCUGGAUGAUACUAGAUUUAUUGUAAGUGGUGGAACUUUGAUGAUUUAUUAUCCAGAUGCGGAUAAAGAUAACGCAAAAUAUCAUUGCACUGCUUCAAACAAAUACGGCGUCAUCCGCUCUGAAUCAGUCCGACUCUCAUUUGGAUUUAUUAGAGAGUUUAAUCAGAAAAGACCUAUGGAGAGUGGCAAACAAUACUGGGGUAAAGUUAUGUAUUGUGAUCCUCCAUCUUACUAUCCAUCUGUGAAUUUCUUAUGGGCUCGUAAUUAUUUCCCAAAUCUUGUAGAAGAGGACAAGAGAGUGUUUGUGUCUUCAGAUGGCGGAGUAUACUUUUCUGCCCUCGAAUCUAUUGAUAACGGCAAUUAUAGUUGUAAUGUCAUGAGCAAAGUUUCAGACAUGGGUCGCAAUGGGCCAUUUUUCUCACUGUCUGUUUUUCCCCAUUCUGAUUAUCAGCAGCUUAAAUUCCCCAAUAAUUUUCCUAAGCUUUUUCCGGAUGCUCCAGUUGUCGGUCAAGAAGUUAUGUUAGAGUGUGUUUCAUUUGGAUAUCCAGUGCCUUCAUACAAUUGGACCAGGAAAAACAGCCCUAUGCCAAGGCGAGCGAGACUAAGUAAUUACGAUCGCAUUUUGACUAUUUCCAAUGUUGGCGUUGAGGAUGAGGGAGAGUACAUUUGUGACGUCAGCAACGACCGGUCGCGCAUAUCUAACAGCGUGUUUUUAAAAGUACAGGCAGAACCUAACUUUACUAUACCAUUAGCUGACAAGCAUGUUGACAAUAAGGGUGAGCUGCAUUGGAAUUGUGAAGCCUUUGGUAUCCCAGAUGUCAAUUACACUUGGUGGAAAAAUGGCAAUAAACUUUCUAUGGAAACCUUAGAAUUGGAAGACAGGGACCGAUAUAUAAUUCAGGAUAAUGUGUUAACUAUAAAGCACUUAGAUUCUGCAAGGGACCCUGGAAUGUACCAGUGUGAAGCAAGGAAUCAGUUGAAAGCGAGAUAUUCCACAGGGCAGCUGAGAGUAUUAUCAUUGAAACCAUCAUUUAAGAAGAAACCCCUUGAAUUAGAAACAUAUGGCUCAGAAGGAGGAAAUGUAACUUUGAGAUGUAAUCCAGAAGCGGCACCCAGACCAUCAUUUACAUGGAAGAAAGAUGGAAAUGUAAUAGGUGCUGGUGGGAAACGAUUUAUCACUGAGAAUGGGAAUCUGAUCAUUAGACAAAUUUCCAGAGAUGAUGAAGGAAUAUACACUUGUGUUGCCAAGAACCAGUACGGGUCUGAUGAGAGUAGAGGAAGACUGAUAGUUUUACGCGCUCCCCGAUUCCUCGUGCGUCUACCUCCGCGCGUAACAACGCAAGUUGGCCAAGUAAUCUUUUUACAUUGUAGCGCUGAAGUUGAUACACUCUUAGACACGGCUUACCUCUGGAAUCACAACGGCAUCCGCAUGAAGGAAGCAGCCGAUCUUUAUGCUGACAAAAGAAUUAAAAUUGAUGGCGGAGAACUGACCAUUUAUAAUGUUAGUCUUUCCGAUGUCGGCGAUUACGAGUGCAUUGUUAAAGCAGCUAUCGGCCGCAUAUCCAGCCACACACAACUGCGAAUCGAAGGUCCGCCAGGUCCUCCGGGUGGUCUGCAAAUUUUGAACGUUUUGAAAAACACUGUGACUCUCGAAUGGACUGACAGUAAUUCUAACGGGCGCCCGAUCACUGGCUACGCGAUCACUGGUCGAACCAAUUGGAACUCUACAUGGAUUACCAUUGCGGAAAAUAUCGCCAACGUGAUGGAGGUAGAUCGUUACAACGGGCGCAAGCGAGCGGUCGUCCCCGUCACCCUGCAUCCGUGGUCGGUUUACGAAUUCAGAGUUCAAGCUAUAAACUUCCUCGGAAUCGGCAAACCUUCAGCACCCAGUCCACAAUUUUCGACGUUAGCUGACAAACCUUAUGAAGCACCCACAAACGUCGGUGGAGGUGGAGGCAAAAUUGGUGAUCUUACAAUUGCCUGGACUCCUCUACCGAAACAUUUGCAGAACGGACCAGGAAUACAUUAUAAAAUAUUCUGGCGUAGAAACGGAUCUGAAGUGGAAUUCCAGUCGCUCUUGCUAAAGGAAUAUGGGAAUGUUGGUAGUCAUGUUGUGCGUAUAGUGCAUCAGUAUUUUUAUACGCCAUACGAUGUCAAAGUACAAGCUUUUAACGACUUGGGCGCGAGUCCUGAGAGCGAAAUAGUUACUAUAUACUCUGCCGAAGAUAUGCCUCAGGUUGCUCCACAGUUGGUGUCAGCACUUUCCUACAACUCUACAUCCCUCAACGUGACUUGGAAUCCGAUAGACCAAUCCCGCGAGAGGCUACGUGGCAAGCUCAUCGGCCACCGUCUGAAGUAUUGGAAGCAGUCCAACAAGGAGGAAGAGUGUAUCUACUUCUUGUCCAGAACUACGCGCGCCUGGGCUCUCAUUGUAGGCUUGCAGCAUGAUACAUAUUACUUCGUGAAGGUAAUGGCAUUCAACUCUGCGGGCGAGGGUCCGGAGAGCGAACGUUACCUGGAGCGCACGUACCGCAAGGCGCCGCAGAAGCCCCCGGCCUCCGUGAACGUGUGGGCCGUCAACCCGAGUACGGUGCGCGUCGUGUGGCGCUACGUGCAACCCACGGAUGAGGAGGAGCCGCUUAUUGGCUACAAGGUGCGAGUAUGGGAAACCGACCAAGACAUGAGCACAGCGAACGACACCAUUAUACCCGUGGAGCACAAACUCGAAGCAUACGUCAACAACCUCAUACCCGGCAAGACCUACAACCUCCGAGUCCUGGCCUAUUCCAACGGAGGCGACGGUCGUAUGUCCUCUCCCCCAAUCACCUUCCAAAUGGGUGACUACCAUAGCGAUUCUCUAGGGUACUACGUAAGGGGUAACUCUGCUCACAAAGCAAGCUUAGCUUUAGGAUCUCUUUUCUCACUAUUUCUAGGUGUCUCUGCCUUUAGAUGGCUGCUAUCGUGAUGUUUAUUUUGUCCUUAUUUUGCGUAGCUGUGUAACUAAGGUCUGAUAAUGAUAUUAUUGCAAUAGACUUAUACCUAUAUUUUUACAUUGAAGUUUUAAGCUAUAUUUUUGUACUGAAAGACGUAAAUUGAUAAAUAUUUCUUUAUUUGCACAACUUCCGAGGUUGUGAAUUAUCCCGCCCAUUUUACUCGAGAUUUUAUAUAUGUGUCAUUCUCAAUCAAAAGGGUACUUAUUGUCGGUUGUCAAUAAGGCGCUAUUUCCAUAUAGCAUUAAUUUGAAAUCAACCUUAUCGACAAGCGACAAUUUGGUACGUUUUGGUUGAAAACGUCACAUAUUUUUAAAAUUUCUUUUUUACUGCUUUCUUAGCUUUAAAUAAUUUAGUCUCUCAUGCACUACUUUCUAUACGUUAAGAUAGAAUAACUUAAACUUACUAUUUUAACUAACAUUCCAAGUCGAUAUUCUAUUGACAAUAAGCCAGGAUAAAAUCUCAUUACCUAAUGAUAUUAUAUGGAGUCCAUAUCACAAUUUUGAUUUAGAUAUAAGAGAUGUAUGUAAAUAUUUUGCAAUGUGUUGUUUAUACAUUUGUUUAAAAUGAAAUGCAUUUUUACUCCUAUAGACUGUCAAAUUUUAAAAUUAUUAUUAUUUUACUUCUACAAUCCGAGCCAUUUUCUUCGUUUAGGAUAUUAUAAUUAUGUAAGUUAUUUCCAAUUACACGCAUAAUGACAUACUUGCGUAAUGUCACAUGUACGCUAAAUGCUAUAGUAUAUCUACAGGUUCGCGGGCAAGCGUAUACAUUGACAACCAAUUUUAUUAACCUUGGAACUGUGUCGCCUUUUACCAUUAUUCAAUUCCAAGAGCUGAUGAUGAAGUAAACAGUGGGAAUCAGAAAUGGUAGACGAUGAAAAAAAAAGAACGUGAAAUAUCGGAUUGAAAUUUGCUCGGAACUCUUAACUACGUUUAACCUUUUGGACGCCAAUUAAAUGACGAAUAUAUCGGCAGCGUGGGUCCAACGCCAAAGACACACAGACCACAGAGCAACAUAGACCGUGCAUUCGAAUAAAGUUCAAUUACAGUUUUGACACUGGUGGCGUGGCGUCCGAGUGACAGCUUUUGUGUUUGACACGGCGUCGAGUACCUAUGCCCCGUACCGUACGUAUGUGUCAUAGCGAGUGUCGUUUCGCGUGGUAAAAAAUGUGUCAUUAUGCGUCUAAUAUUAUUUUAUUCUAAUUAUGUGGUCCUAUGUAUAGUACAAAGUGAUGAAGUGAAGCAGUGGGGUAACUUACUUGUUAUGUACAAUUGUACAGUCAGCAUCAAAUAAGUGGUGACCAAAUAUAAUUGCAACACAUCCAUAUAAUCCUUAUUGCUUUGGUGUUAAUGGCGUGUUGCAAAAUUUUGGCCUCUUUGGCAGUCACUCUAUUCUAUCUAUCUAUUUGACGCUGACUGUAACAGAAAUUAAGGAAGGUUUUGUUAUCAAGAUACUAAAUCUAAUUUAGCAAUAAAGCAAAAUUCGCAACUCUGGCUGGAAAAGUCCACCCCAGUGAACACUGUUUUUUUCAACUAAAUAUAAAAAUAAAGAAAGUAAUUUAAAAUUGCCUUAAACAUGUUGAAAUCAUUGUACGUAAUGUUUAAUAUUAAAAGUUUCGUGGAAUAAAUGUUUUUAUACUUGAAA
Messenger RNA from Cydia strobilella, 5736 nucleotides. RefSeq names its product contactin (gene Cont). Lineage: Eukaryota; Metazoa; Arthropoda; Insecta; Lepidoptera; Tortricidae. Bases 153 to 4067 code for a protein of 1304 amino acids. The record is from RefSeq and is a predicted model, not a curated record. The transcript is spliced from 4 exons. Gene Ontology annotation, molecular function: protein binding. Gene Ontology annotation, cellular component: axon; plasma membrane. Gene Ontology annotation, biological process: axon guidance; cell-cell adhesion.